CUCUCUCGUAUAAGACUUUUGGGACGACUAGUUGCGUUUUUAAGCCUUCGUUGUGAAAAUUUUGAUUGAUUUUUGGAGAGUUGUUGUACUGACGUGUGUUUGGGAGGAGGUCUCGCCGCUGCCUGCCACCACCCAGUGGACGCGUUUAGAGAGGUCACAAUGCCAAAGUCAUUUCUGGUGAAGACGGUGAAGGGAAAGGACGUUGUGGACUCUCGGCAUAGAGAGAGCGAGACCCCGCACACAUACUCAGAGCCCUGGAGCUACACUGAGGGAAGACUCGUCGAUAACGAUAGCGCUUUCCCAGACGACCAGAGCGGCGACAGCGGACUGAGAAUGGCCAUGUUCGGGACCCUGGCAACACGCGCCGAGCUCGGCGGCAGCGGCAAGACCACCAGCCCGCAGCCAGGCGACAGGGACGGCUCCGGUUGCUCACUCGCUGCCCGGGUCGAGCCCCGCUCGUCCGACAAGAAAGAGCUAGCUUUCUCCAUAGCGCGAAUUAUGGAGCCGUCGCCGAACAAACCCGCCCCCAGGCUGUCCGCCGGGUCCGCCGUGGACUCCGCCGGUGACUUCCGACGCGCGCUCCCGUCCCUGGCCCACCCAUGUUUCCCCCUUUCCGUGCUGGACCUGAGCGGCGCCUCGGACCUUCGGAAGGGACUCCUGACGGAACACAAGUCGUUCCGUCCGGCACAGCUGUCCGCCGACAUGUCAGAAGCGAGCCGUCGGAAAUUCUUCCACACGGACUUUCGACUCCCGACCCUCCGAACAGACUUGAUCAAACCCUACCCGAUCUACUACAGUAGAGAACAGGUCCUUCGCGCUCCGACGGCGCCCUUCGCCUUCUACGAGAACAUGAACGCCGUGCGGUUCGUAGACUUUUACUCGAAAGAGACGAUCGCCAACUUUCCCCUGUCACUGGACGGAGGCAAAGUACCGAGCGGUAAGUCGGUGCUGACGGCCCGAGGCGGCGUGACAGACAAUAAGGGCAUUCAGUACGGGACCAGCCCGGGCAGCAUUCAGAUCAGCCCCACCGCAGCAUUGCCGCUAGCGAAGGGCGGGACGGGACCAGAAAAAGCUCGGGGCGGUCGCGGGAAGCGUGCCGCCAACAAGCAGAAGACGUUCCCGUGCGAGGUGUGCGGGAAGAUCUUCAACGCGCACUACAACCUCACCCGCCACAUGCCCGUGCACACGGGCGCCAGGCCCUUCAUCUGCAAGGUGUGCGGAAAGGGCUUCCGCCAGGCCUCCACUCUGUGCCGGCACAAGAUCAUCCACACACAGGAGAAACCGCACAAGUGCCAGACCUGCGGCAAGGCCUUCAACCGGAGCUCCACUCUCAACACACACAUGCGGAUCCACGCCGGCUACAAGCCCUUCGUCUGCGAGUUCUGCGGCAAGGGCUUCCACCAAAAGGGCAACUACAAAAACCACCGGCUGACGCACUCCGGCGAGAAGGCGUACAAGUGUCACAUCUGCAACAAGGCGUUCCACCAGGUGUACAACCUCACCUUCCACAUGCACACGCACAACGACAAGAAGCCCUUCACCUGCGACAUCUGCGGAAAGGGAUUCUGCAGAAAUUUCGACCUGAAGAAGCACAUACGGAAGCUACACGACGGCGGCAGCGCCGGUACCGCACCGGGCGCGACUUCUCCCAGCCCCAGCCUCAGCCCGACACCGACCGCACCGGACACACAACAUCAACUACAGGAAACAACACCUCCAGCCGCAGAGUAAGUCACGGACAGUAUGUGAAUGUCUACAAACGAAUAUCUUCUCAAUUCAGGACUGUAGAUUUUGCUUUAAUAUCUCUGAUGUGAAUAGAGUGAGGACCUUCUUGUUUGAAGUUGUUGGUCACACUGCAAGUACAAGUACAAGUGCCCAUUGGGAAUGACAUUGUAACGUAAGUACCGCACUUCUGACUCCGGAACUGUGUAGUUGUGCCUGGUGAAUUUUGUAGUGAGAAACUCUGUAGCCGUACAGAUAGAGACAAGUCAGUCCGCGUGGCCUUGUCCCGGGGAGCUCGCGAUAAAAUAACUCGCCAGGUAAUCGCUUGUGUGUUAACUAGCUCUCUUAUCAUCGGUACUUUAUAUAUUCUGAGGCCCCACUGAUAACAAAUGAUCCAUACAACCCUUAACGAUAAACGGUUUCAUGAACGAAAAUUAACCCAAAUUCGGACUGCGAUGAACAUUUGACGUCUGAAAAUAUUGCUUGGCAAGUUGCCUUUUUUUCUUGUCACUCCUGUCUGUAGUGCUACGCUCCAAUUAUUGGCAAUUUCAGAAUUCACGCCACGUUGCGUCGCUGUUUGUUUGUGUGUGUGCAUGCCACAUGAAGCCAGCUCUGCCAUAGAUCAGCGCCCGAUGUUUGCGAACGGUUCGGCCUCGGCGCUGACUGUCGCCAUUGUUCGGCACCGGUUCGGGGGGUUCCGUACAGCCCCGGGCCACGUCGCUUCGUAUCAUAUCCGGCGGAGAUGGCCUCCCGACCCACGCGGCGCUAAACGCCUGUCAAUCACGCGUGUGUUCAUCUUCACCUAGCCUCGACCAGGCUUCGGGAGAGGCUGGAAAGAGUAGAAAUUGGCCAA
This is a messenger RNA of Branchiostoma belcheri (Belcher's lancelet), 2575 nucleotides long. RefSeq names its product fez family zinc finger protein 1-like. The record is from RefSeq and is a predicted model, not a curated record. Gene Ontology annotation, biological process: regulation of transcription by RNA polymerase II. Gene Ontology annotation, molecular function: DNA-binding transcription factor activity, RNA polymerase II-specific; RNA polymerase II cis-regulatory region sequence-specific DNA binding. Gene Ontology annotation, cellular component: nucleus. Lineage: Eukaryota; Metazoa; Chordata; Leptocardii; Amphioxiformes; Branchiostomatidae.